This is a messenger RNA of Cucumis sativus (cucumber), 1172 nucleotides long. RefSeq names its product putative pectinesterase 11. The record is from RefSeq and is a predicted model, not a curated record. Bases 3 to 947 code for a protein of 314 amino acids. The transcript has 4 exons. Gene Ontology annotation, molecular function: pectinesterase activity. Gene Ontology annotation, biological process: cell wall modification. NCBI's taxonomy places the organism in Eukaryota, Viridiplantae, Streptophyta, Magnoliopsida, Cucurbitales, Cucurbitaceae.
UUAUGAAAUUAAUAUACUGGAAUAAUAAUAUGGCCAUGGGUCCUGGAGAUAUGACAACAGCAAGGCUAAUAAGAGUGGAUGGAUCAGGAAAUGGAGACUUCAAAAAAAUUCAACAAGCAAUUGAUUCUGUUCCUUCUCAAAACAAUGAACUCGUUUUCAUUUGGGUUAAGCCUGGAACUUACAGAGAGAAAAUAGUGGUACCUGAGGACAAGCCCUACAUAACAAUAAGCGGCAGUAAGGCCUCCGAUACAAAAAUCACAUGGAACCAAGGAAGAGAUUUACUUGAAUCUCCGGUUGUAUCUAUCUUUGCUUCUGAUUUUGUCGGUCGUUUUCUGACAAUCGAAAACACAUUUGGCACAACUGGCAUUGCGGUGGCAUUAAGGGUUUCCGCCGAUAGAGCAGCCUUUUACGGCUGUCGGAUCAUCUCCUUUCAAGACACCCUUUUGGACGACACUGGAAGACAUUACUUCAAUAAUUGUUACAUAGAAGGAGCCACCGAUUUCAUUUGCGGGAAUGCCGCUUCUCUAUACGAGAAGUGUCAUUUGCAUUCGACGUCGGAUAGAGGUGGGGCGAUGACGGCGCAGCAUCGAAACACGGGGGAGGAAAACACAGGGUUCGUGUUCUUGGGAGGAAAAAUAACAGGAAGUGGAUCCAUGUUUCUUGGACGGCCAUGGGGGGAUUUCUCUAAAGUUGUGUUUGGGUACACUUACAUGUCCAAUGUUGUUGAACCUGAGGGUUGGAAUGAUUGGGGAGAUCCAACCAAGCAAAGAACGGUGUUGUAUGGAGAAUACAAAUGUUAUGGGCUCGGAGCAAACAGAGAUAAAAGAGUGGUAUGGUCACGUAGUUUGUCGACGGAUGAGGCUUCAAAACUUUUCACCAAAGACAUCAUUGGUGGUCGAGCUUGGCUUCGACCUGCACCAUCUCAUUUCAAAGGGGGCUUUCCCUAGCUAGCACUAGCUCCAUCAUCACUUGCCACAACCAAUAUUUUCUUAGUUACAUUUUGAUUCUUUGGUUGUAAUUUCAUGCUAUCAGCUCUCUAAUUUCUUUUAGCUAAUUUUAUAUCUCUUGUUUUCACGGUAUUACAUUUUCAUUGUUAAGUCAACAUUCCCAUUAUAUUUUUAAAAAUUCAUGAAGUUAUAAAUAAAUAAGAAUAAUUUUAUGUUACUAAUCAA